AGGUAAUCAGUUCGUCAUUUCGUUCGAGACAUUAUCUAGCUACAGAGGUGGUUUAUCGCCUGCCAUUCGAGCAGUGAUCUCGGUGUGGAUGAAAAAUAAUGUCCGCUACGAAUCGUAAACAAUAGCGACAGAUUUUUCUCUGUGUACAAAAUCAUAGAUCAUGAUUUCUCUUAAAUACUUUUCCUUGUACGUCGUAGUUCUGAUAGUCGUUGGAUAUCGGUCAAAUUAUGUGUGCGGAGCUGGAGCGAACUGCAGCAGUUAUCGGAAAGGGGAUAAUUUAUGGAAACCUCGAUGCACCGACGACGAUUAUUGGGAAGCCGUUCAGUGCAAGGGUGAAAAACUCAACGGCAGGUGCUUUUGCUACAGUGCCGAGGGUAGCAGAAUAUAUGGUUCGGAAUGGUGGAGGUCUGCAGAAAAUAUGACUUGCGCGUGCAGUCGGUGGAGAGAAACUCUUGAGAAGGCUGGAAGAACGGAUAUAUCUUUACACUGUACAAGCGAAGGUAAUUACGAAGAGUUGCAAUGUGACUCUGGACUGUGCUGGUGCGUCGAACCAAAAUCUGGGAAACCAACGCAAAGGGUUUAUCCCGAAUCAAUGAUGACAUACCUUCCCUGCUACAACGCAACUCUCGUUGGAUCUCAAUAUCUUCGACAAUGUGAAAGCAAGAUGGUAGCACGUGCAAGAGUUUUAAAAAAACUCGCGACUCACGGUCGUCAUUACGCACAUAUUGAUGCUGUCAAUUGCGAAGGCGAUGGUAGUUAUGGCCACUACAGGCUCGCUGGCACACAGAUCUACUGUACUUCGAAGGAUAACAAACAAAUCUCAACCUAUCAGACCGAACUCUCAAACAUCCUUGUAACCAACUGCAACUGCGCGCGAGAUAUAGGUAUAUUCGGUGAGGCAAAUGUGGAGUUUACUCUAACUUGUGACGGCGGAGGGAAUUAUGCGCCAACUCAAAAUAGUAAUGGAUAUCCGUUCUGUGUAGAUAGCGACGGAUUUGCGACGACAAAUUUCGGAUCUAUUGGGCAAGACCUUGAGUGUUGGAAAUAAAUGAUAAAGCUCAAAGAACAGUUGACUUUCAAAAACA
Molecule: messenger RNA, 1085 nt
Organism: Athalia rosae (coleseed sawfly)
Lineage: Eukaryota; Metazoa; Arthropoda; Insecta; Hymenoptera; Athaliidae
Exons: 7
Coding region: 161-1048 (295 amino acids)
Biological process (GO): cell-matrix adhesion
Cellular component (GO): basement membrane
Source: RefSeq, a predicted model, not a curated record